Messenger RNA from Anas platyrhynchos (mallard), 5816 nucleotides. RefSeq names its product inositol-trisphosphate 3-kinase A (gene ITPKA). Gene Ontology annotation, cellular component: nucleus; cytoplasm. Gene Ontology annotation, biological process: phosphatidylinositol phosphate biosynthetic process; inositol phosphate biosynthetic process. Lineage: Eukaryota; Metazoa; Chordata; Aves; Anseriformes; Anatidae. Gene Ontology annotation, molecular function: inositol hexakisphosphate kinase activity. The record is from RefSeq and is a predicted model, not a curated record.
AGGCGGCGAAGGGACGGGAAGGCGAAGAGGCAAGGCAGGGGGCGGGCGGGGGCUCCCCGCCGCGGGGCUCGGCUCGGCGGGGCCGGGCUCGCUCCUCCCCUCGGCGCCGAGGCGGAGCGGGGCGGCGGCUCAGCGCCCCCAUGGCCCUGGCGGCGGGGCAGCGGGCGCGGUAGCCGGGCUGCGGCUGCCUCGGAGCUGCCCAGGGAGGGCGGGCUGGACAUGAGCCUCGCCGCCGGGCUCCGAGCGGCGGCCGGCGACUGAGCGAGCGACAAAGAAGUUUCUCCGGCGGCGGCGGCGCAUCGCGGCGCUCCCUCAUGCACGCCCCCGGCCGCCCGCCCUGGGGCGCUGCCCGGCCGGCGGCCGGCGCCGAGCGGGCCAUGGAGCCCCGAGCGGGGCUGCACGGCAGCCCGGAGCUGAGCCUGGCCCCGCGGCUGAGCGUCGGGGAGCUGCGCUCCCUCUUCGAGGCUCGCUGCGCCGCUGUGGCCGCCGCCGCCGCCCGGCAGCUGCCCGACCCGGCCAAGAGGGGCUGCCGGCCCCCCAACGGGGUGCUGCCGCCCGUCAUCCCCCGCCUCACCGUCACCCCCGAGGAGGGCGAGGAGGCGCAGGGCAGCCCCAAGGCGCCGCCGUCGCACGCGGAGAGCGGCUGGCUGAGGACGGACAGCUCGCUGCACCUGCAGUCCCGCCGCCUUUCCACCUCCUCGCUCUCCUCCACGGGCUCCUCGUCCCUCCUCGAGGACUCCGAGGACGACGUGCUGAGCGACACGGAGGGCAGGAGCCAGGGCAUCGUGCACCUGGAGCACGGCGAGGAGCACAACCAGAAAAAGGCAUGGAAUACCAUUAAAACCAUGGUGAACUUACCAGUGAUCAGCCCCUUCAAGAAACGCUACUCAUGGGUACAGCUGGCUGGGCAUACAGGAAGUUUCAAGGCAGCUGAUAGCGGGAAGAUUCUCAAACGCUUCUCAGAGAAUGAAAAGGAGUGUUUUGAGCGGCUGAUGAAAGACCCGCUACGCUCCUGCGUCCCUUGCUUCCAUGGGGUGGUGGAGAGAGAUGGAGAGAGCUACAUUCAGUUGGAUGACCUACUUACUGAUUUUGAAGGGCCGUGUGUGAUGGACUGUAAGAUGGGGAUCAGGACAUACCUGGAAGAGGAGCUGACUAAAGCCCGUGAGAAACCAAAGCUGCGUAAGGACAUGUACAAGAAAAUGAUUGAAGUGGAUCCUCUUGCUCCCACAGCUGAGGAGAAUGCCCAGCAUGCUGUCACCAAGCCCCGAUACAUGCAGUGGCGGGAAACAAUCAGCUCUAGUGCCAACCUGGGCUUCAGAAUCGAAGGGAUUAAGAAGGCAGAUGGAACAUGUAACACAAACUUCAAAACUACAAAGACACAGGAGCAAGUUCUCCAAGUUUUUGUGGAAUUCAUUGAGGGCAACACAACUAUUCUGAAAAAAUACCUCAAGCGUCUGCAGGAAAUUCAUAUCAUUCUUGAAUCCUCGGACUUCUUCAAGCGACAUGAGGUCGUUGGAAGCUCACUACUUUUUGUACACGAUGGCAGUGGGAAUGCGAAUGUGUGGCUGAUUGAUUUUGGGAAGACCACCCUUCUCCCUGAUGGGCAGACACUGGAUCACAGGAUCCCCUGGCAAGAAGGCAAUAGGGAGGAUGGGUACCUGUUGGGAUUGGACAAUUUGAUUCGCAUCUUGGAGAGCAUCACUGAAAGAUGAGUUGAGAGUGGCACAAAACUUACAGGGCUGCUUUGUAACUUUCUGCUCUACUGGAAUCAUUUGGAAGGAAACCUCUUUAACUCCCUCCAAACUCCUGAGAUCAUCACAGUGCAGAGGGAACUGCUUCCAGAGCCCAGCAGUUAGUUAUCAAAAUGACAUUUACAUCAGCCCUCUGUGAACCUAAGUAACUAACUCCAGAUUGGUCUGUAUUGCACCAGCCUGACUUCAGGCUGGUCUUCAGAGAAUCAAGGUCUCCGUACUCAGGAAUCACACCAGCAUGAGUCAAGAGGUCUGUAUGGUAAACCAGAAUGAUUCUGAUUUCUGGCAAACAGAUGGGACUCCGGAUUACCUCUUAGUAAACAAGAGCAAGUGAUUGGGGAUUCAGGGUAGGAAUAACAUUUUUUCAGGGAACUGCAUAGUAUUGAAACCAGCAGGAGUGUUUUUUCCCCUAAUUCCAAGUCUCCUUGCUCUUGUGUAUACUAUAGGUUGGACCAACAACAGCUGCUGCAUUGUGUUAUAGGUGUGCACAAGGUGGAGAUUGGUGAUAAUCAGAAGAAACCUGGAGCAAAGGGAGACAACAGUUUGUAGUAGCUGGAUGUGGUAACUGCUGUUGAUCAGUCCUCUCCCCACCCUAGCCUCAAUUCACUUCUGUCCAAGAACAGCCUUGGUUUUUAUGUAGCCUCUCAGGAGAUUACAGAUACUCUAGGGAGAGAAUAGUAGACUGUUGUCUCCAAAAACAUUUGACUUUCAGACUGGGUGGGCUGCUGGAAAAGUGCCUAGCUUGGCAAGUUUGGCCUCUUGUGGCUGAACUGCAGUUCUGAAAAUCAGUAAUAACACUCUGGCACACAGACUGGGGAACCAAGGGUUUUUUUCAAGGCUGUUUAUUUUUAAGGUAAAGCCCCUACACAUGCACACACCUGCACGCACUAGUAGCCAGCAACCACUGUGAUCUCUUCAGAUCAUAGUUUGACUGUCUUCUAAUGCACAUGAAAGAGGUGACUUCUUGGCCAUAUUCCUGUUCCCAAGUAUGAUGCUGUCACGUAAGUGCACAGACUGGAGCAGUGAUCAGGAAGGUAAUGUUUCUGCAUUCACAGCAUUACACUAAUGACAAUUCCCAGGCAUCCUUUCUCCAAGGUAUCAGCUGUUAACUCAGAGCAGUUUGGGAGGAGGAAUGUCAAUGCAUCACAUCCCCUAAUCCCUGUCUGGAAUCACAGGGCCACUUGUGCUUAGUUUUUUUUUCACUGUGGCCCAGGCACAACCUCAGUGUUUAGAUUAAAAUCCAGAAAUACUGAAAUGAUGCAUUUUCUUUUAAUGGCUUCACCUACCAUUGCUGUUGGUUGCCUCUAGCCACUUGAACAGUUUUUUAAAUAGUAGCAGUAUAAAUACUAUCAGUAUUCACCUGUUCACUCACAUUCCAGGUUUUAGUAUAAAUAAUAUGAAUAAAUAAUAUGAUAAUGCAGUUUCCAAAAUGAGGACAAGACUUAUAUUAGUAUUUGAUUAAUUCCCUGUUAACAUCUUAAGCUGGUAAUGCAUAUUGAUCAGAAAUUGCUCUCUCUUGCCAGUGUCCUGUCCUCGGAUGCGAUUCCAAGAACUUUAGGAUAUAUGAAGGUAACUCUGUGCUUUGGGAAACUGCUAUUUCAAGUAAUUCAUGACUGUGAGCAUAAAAAAACCCCACACGUGUACAGUCCAGCUCUGGCAUGAAAUGCAGCUAUAACAUUUGUAAUUAAUAUUGACGGGCCUAAAAGAAUUUAUAAAAAAAAAAUAAAAAAAAACAACACAAAAGAGUUACUUUAGAUAGCACACUACUGUACUAAGCGAUCAGCUCUAAUACCUUUUUCAUCACCUCUAAACAAAACAGCAGUAUUAAAACUCGAUCUUGAUUGUGGCCUGAAAGUUAGAGGGCAUAAAGUGGGUAUACUGUGGGAAAUAGUGAGGCAUGGAGACAUUGCAUCCUUAAACAGAAAUUGUUUGAAACAGGUAAUUUUGGCAUUUCACUGCAAAUACAAGUUUCUUCUAUGGCAUCCCAGAGUCCUUCUCGGGUUUAUUUUCAUGAUAGUACGCUAAUGAAUUUUCCACUUUUUCAGGUUUUUUAUUAGCUGUUUCAAAGAGUUAAUGCAUUUUUUUUAAAGUUGUGGUGAGCCUUCAACAGCAAGCACACAUAUUAGCAUUCCAGAUGCCUCCUAACUUUGAAAUUGCUAUGAGAUGACAAAUCAAUCUGUGAUGACUUUCAUACGCUUAAUUAAAAAAAAAAAAACAAAAACAACUUCCUCCUUUCCUGCAGCCAAUAGGUAAACAAACCAUCAGUUAGCAAUACUUAAAGGGAAAAGGAGGUAAAUGGGUCUUACAGGAGAGGACUUUAAUAACAAGACCUUGUGUAUAAGACUUCAAUUUCAGAGAGGGAAAAAAUAAACUAGAGAAGUUAGACAUGAGACUGUUAAGGUGAUACAAUUCAUUAGUAGUCUGCCUAAUUACCCUUUAGAGAUGAAUUCUUUCUUUUUUUGUUAUCACAUGUAUGAACCUUUUGUACCAGUACAACUUAUUUUUGGGGGUGGGGUGCGGGAGGAGGAUGUAGAACGUAAAAGUUAGUUGAUGCUCAAAUGUUACUUGGGUCUUUGAGACAAACUUUUAGAAUUAAUGUGCAGUUUUAAAAGAGAAGUAGAAGCAGUAUGGUACCAGUAGCUCCAAAAAAACUGACUGCUGCUAGCACCUCAAAGGAUGGUUUGCAGUAUAUAGUCUUGGGGGAAAACAUGGCAAGUGCUUUAUUGCUGUGCAGUAGUUGGAGAGGUCAGAAAAAUAGAAAACCUCUGCUAUAGCAGUCCCUGCUCUGGAAACCCAUUCUAGAUGCUAAAUAGUUUUAGCAAGUUUGUUUUGAAAGGGCCCUUUGGCUUGUCAAAGGGUUAGAGAGGAAGAAACCACAAUCUAACAUUCUGCUGCUGUUACAGGAAAAGCGAAAAGGAGGAAGCUUUUCAUUAGCAAAUGCCAAGUGUAGGACUGCAAAUGAGGACUGGAGCUCUCAGGGGCUGGAGGCUAGGUGCCUACGAGCAAAUUAUCACAGGGUAAGUUAGAUACCUUGAUUCACAGCAGAAGUCCCAGUGUGUACACGCAUGUGCUACUGUGAGGAAGCAGCAUAGCUUUCUUUUACUAUGGGGUAAGUUGCCUUGAACAAGAUUGUAUUUAUGGGAGGAUCAACAUGGUGCCUUUGCACAGGCAUUUACUGUAUAGAGCUGAUGCAUGACAACCAAGGCACUUGCUCACAUACAAGUCUAGAACACAGUUCUUUAAUGCUUCUGCUGAGGUGUUGCCUCACUCUGGAGACGCUGAAAUCACAUGCGUUUCCACAGCAUGGUAAGAUAUGCUGGUCCAGAGGCACCUUAGUGCUGAGCAGCUAACCUCUGAGUUAGGCACCAAGGUCAUUAAACUCACUAGUUAGAUGCUCAGUACGUCAGAUGUUUGGUACUGUAGCUGCUGCAUGCCUGUGUGAAGCUAGCACUAGGACUUCUCUGCCCCAGCUUUGACAAUGACUUGCUUUUUGGCCUUGGAUAACUAUCCUAGGCCUCAGUUUUGUUCCCAUUUUACAGAUGGGAAUAGUAUGUACUUACCUCACAGGAAUGGUGUGAGGCUGUAUUUCAUUAUUGCUUGCAAGAUGCUGUGAGAUUCUUUGGAGGAAGGUGCAGUAUAGAAAUAAACAAACAAAUGCAUCAGAUAAGUUUUUAAAUGAUAGGUGUUAAGUAAGGUUCCCCCAGAUAUAAAUUUGGAUUAAAUUUAACCAAAGUGAUACAAGAUAAAUCCCUCUUUAUUUAAUACAUGUGGAAUAUUCACUUACCAUCUGAUCCAGUUCCUGUGAUAGGGAAAGAUUUUGAUGGGAGUUGGACCAAACCCUUAAGUAUCUCAGAGGGCUCUUGCUAUUUUUUAUUUUUUUGUAUUGCUGUUGUUAUUAUUUGUUAUGGUACUGAGAUCAAAUGGCCUGUAUCAUCCACAGUGCAUCUGUUCUGAACACUACAAUGCAAUGCUGACCAUGGUCACUUUUGACAUUGACUGUAUUGACUGUUUGUUACUCUGAAGUGUGUAUGCUAAUAAAUAAAUGAGACUGAAGGAAAAAAAGGG